CAGCCCGUCACGCGGCGGCGCAGUCACAGCUCAGAGCAGCCGGCGAGCGGCAGCAGCUCCGGGCUCGGGAGCCCGCGCCCAUGCCAGUGCCCAUGCGGGGCCGCCGCCAGUGACGCCGGAGAGGUGUUUCCCUGCACACUGGGACUCCCACUACUGCAAAGAGUGACCCACGAAGGCCACAGCGAUGGCCGGGGCUUCGGUGAAGGUGGCGGUGCGGGUCCGCCCCUUCAAUUCCCGGGAAAUGAGCCGCGACUCCAAGUGCAUCAUUCAGAUGUCUGGAAGCACCACCACCAUCGUUAAUCCCAAACAGCCCAAGGAGACGCCCAAAAGCUUCAGCUUUGACUACUCCUACUGGUCGCACACCUCGCCCGAGGACAUCAACUAUGCAUCGCAGAAGCAGGUGUACCGGGACAUUGGCGAGGAGAUGCUGCAGCACGCCUUUGAGGGGUACAACGUGUGCAUCUUCGCCUACGGGCAGACGGGUGCCGGCAAGUCCUACACCAUGAUGGGCAAGCAGGAGAAAGACCAGCAGGGCAUCAUCCCGCAGCUCUGCGAGGACCUCUUCUCUCGGAUCAACGAUACGACCAAUGACAACAUGUCCUACUCGGUGGAGGUCAGCUACAUGGAGAUUUACUGUGAGCGUGUCCGUGACCUCCUGAACCCCAAGAACAAGGGCAACCUUCGCGUGAGGGAGCACCCACUGCUGGGGCCCUAUGUUGAGGACCUCUCCAAGCUGGCUGUCACCUCCUACAAUGACAUCCAGGACCUCAUGGACUCAGGGAACAAGGCCAGGACCGUGGCGGCCACCAACAUGAAUGAGACCAGCAGCCGCUCCCACGCUGUCUUCAACAUCAUUUUCACCCAGAAGCGCCAUGAUGCAGAGACCAACAUCACCACAGAGAAGGUGAGCAAAAUCAGCCUGGUGGACCUGGCUGGGAGCGAGCGGGCCGACUCCACGGGAGCCAAGGGCACACGCCUCAAGGAGGGCGCCAACAUCAACAAGUCGCUGACCACCCUAGGCAAGGUCAUCUCCGCCCUGGCUGAAAUGGACUCCGGACCCAACAAGAACAAGAAAAAGAAGAAGACAGAUUUCAUUCCGUACCGAGAUUCCGUGUUGACCUGGCUCCUCCGGGAAAACCUGGGCGGUAACUCAAGGACAGCUAUGGUGGCAGCCCUGAGUCCUGCAGACAUCAACUACGACGAGACCCUCAGCACGCUGAGGUAUGCUGACCGGGCCAAGCAGAUCCGCUGCAAUGCUGUCAUCAAUGAGGACCCCAACAACAAGCUGAUCCGUGAGCUGAAGGAUGAGGUGACCCGGCUGCGGGACCUGCUGUACGCCCAGGGUCUUGGCGACAUCACCGACACCAACACUGUGCCUGGAGGACCCAAAUACGUGUCCGACCUUGAGAACAAUAACCUUAACCGUGGCGGGACGGUGAAUGAAGCCCCUGACCCUCUCUCCACAGUGACCAAUGCCCUGGUGGGUAUGAGCCCCUCAUCCUCGCUCUCAGCCCUGUCCAGCCGCGCAGCCUCCGUGUCCAGCCUCCACGAGCGCAUCUUGUUUGCCCCAGGCAGCGAGGAGGCCAUUGAAAGACUGAAGGAAACAGAGAAGAUCAUAGCUGAGCUCAACGAGACCUGGGAGGAGAAACUGCGGCGGACAGAAGCCAUCCGGAUGGAGAGGGAAGCCCUGCUGGCCGAGAUGGGUGUGGCCAUGAGGGAGGAUGGCGGCACCUUGGGCGUAUUCUCUCCCAAAAAGACACCACACCUCGUCAACCUGAACGAGGACCCGCUGAUGUCCGAGUGCCUCCUCUACUACAUCAAGGAUGGGAUCACCAGAGUGGGCAGGGAGGAUGGCGAGAGGCGGCAGGACAUCGUUCUGAGUGGGCAUUUCAUCAAGGAGGAGCACUGUGUCUUCCGGAGCGACUCCAGGGGAGGCAGUGAAGCUGUGGUGACCUUGGAGCCCUGUGAGGGGGCAGACACCUACGUCAACGGCAAGAAAGUCACAGAGCCCAGCAUCCUGCGGUCAGGAAACCGCAUCAUCAUGGGUAAGAGCCACGUGUUCCGGUUCAACCACCCCGAGCAGGCCCGGCAGGAGCGUGAGCGCACGCCCUGUGCGGAGACGCCAGCUGAGCCUGUGGACUGGGCCUUUGCCCAGCGUGAGCUGCUGGAGAAGCAGGGCAUCGACAUGAAGCAGGAGAUGGAACAGAGGCUCCAGGAACUGGAGGACCAGUACCGCCGCGAGCGGGAGGAGGCCACUUACCUGCUGGAGCAGCAGCGGCUGGACUACGAGAGCAAGCUGGAGGCUCUGCAGAAGCAGAUGGACUCCAGGUACUACCCGGAGGUGAACGAGGAGGAGGAGGAGCCCGAGGAUGAAGUCCAGUGGACGGAGCGGGAGUGUGAGCUGGCACUCUGGGCCUUCCGGAAGUGGAAGUGGUACCAGUUUACGUCUCUGCGGGACCUGCUGUGGGGCAACGCCAUCUUCCUCAAGGAGGCCAAUGCCAUCAGCGUGGAGCUGAAAAAGAAGGUACAAUUCCAGUUUGUCCUCCUGACGGACACACUCUACUCCCCUCUGCCACCCGACCUGCUGCCCCCAGAGGCCGCCAAAGACCGAGAGACGCGGCCCUUCCCACGCACUAUUGUGGCCGUGGAGGUCCAGGACCAGAAGAACGGGGCCACCCACUACUGGACGCUGGAGAAGCUCAGGCAGCGCCUGGACCUGAUGCGGGAGAUGUACGACCGCGCUGCAGAGGUGCCCUCCAGUGUCAUCGAGGACUGUGACAACGUGGUGACCGGCGGAGACCCCUUCUAUGACCGCUUCCCCUGGUUCCGGCUGGUGGGCAGUUCAGCCAUCUCUGGCUGCAACAGCUACCCUCUUCUGAACACAUGCAUGAGCGAGCGCAUGGCUGCUCUCACCCCCUCCCCCACCUUCUCGAGCCCCGACUCCGACGCCACCGAGCCUGCCGAGGAGCAGAGCGUGGGGGAGGAGGAGGAGGAGGAGGAGGAGGAGGAGGAGGAGGAGGAGGACCUGGAGGACGACGUCUUUCCGGAGCACGAGCUGUGCGACGGCCGGGACCCGUUUUACGACCGGCCCCCCCUGUUCAGUUUAGUAGGAAGGGCCUUCGUGUACCUGAGCAACCUGCUGUACCCCGUUCCCCUGGUGCACCGUGUGGCCAUCGUCAGCGAGAAGGGCGAGGUGAAGGGCUUCCUCCGUGUGGCCGUCCAGGCCAUCUCAGCCGAUGAAGAGGCCCCCGAUUAUGGCUCUGGCGUCCGCCAGUCGGGAACUGCUAAAAUCUCCUUUGACGACCAGCAUUUUGAAAAGUUCCAGUCUGAGUCUUGCCCCGUGGUGGGGAUGUCCCGCUCGGGAACCUCCCAGGAAGAGCUUCGCAUCGUGGAGGGCCAGGGCCAGGGCGCAGACGUGGGGCCCUCAGCCGACGAAGUCAACAACAACACCUGUUCAGCAGCGGUGCCCCCAGAAGGCCUCCUCCUAGACAGCUCUGAGAAAGCCGCCCUGGACGGGCCCCUGGACACUGCCCUGGACCACCUCCGCCUGGGCAGUACCUUCACCUUCCGUGUGACAGUCCUGCAGGCGUCCAGCAUCUCUGCCGAAUACGCUGACAUCUUCUGCCAGUUCAACUUCAUCCACCGCCACGAUGAGGCCUUCUCCACGGAGCCCCUGAAGAACACAGGCAGAGGCCCCCCACUCGGCUUCUACCAUGUCCAGAACAUCGCAGUGGAGGUGACCAAGUCCUUCAUUGAGUACAUCAAGAGCCAGCCCAUUGUGUUCGAGGUUUUCGGCCACUACCAGCAGCACCCGUUCCCGCCCCUCUGCAAGGACGUGCUCAGCCCCCUGAGGCCCUCGCGCCGCCACUUCCCUCGGGUCAUGCCACUGUCCAAGCCAGUACCCGCCACCAAGCUCAGCACACUGACGCGGCCCUGUCCGGGGCCCUGCCACUGCAAGUACGACCUGCUGGUCUACUUCGAGAUCUGUGAGCUGGAGGCCAAUGGCGAUUACAUCCCAGCCGUGGUGGACCACCGUGGGGGCAUGCCAUGCAUGGGGACCUUCCUCCUCCACCAGGGCAUCCAGCGACGGAUAACAGUGACACUGCUGCACGAGACAGGCAGCCAUAUCCGCUGGAAGGAAGUGCGCGAGCUGGUCGUGGGCCGCAUCCGAAACACUCCAGAGACUGACGAGUCCCUGAUCGACCCCAACAUCUUGUCUCUCAAUAUCCUCUCUUCCGGAUACAUUCACCCAGCCCAAGAUGACCGGCAGUUUCUUGAUUCGGACAUACCUAGCGUUUCAUUGGGAAAUGACACUAGGACCUUUUACCAAUUUGAGGCUGCGUGGGACAGCUCCAUGCACAACUCUCUCCUGCUGAACCGGGUCACCCCUUACCGAGAGAAAAUCUACAUGACGCUCUCUGCUUAUAUCGAGAUGGAGAACUGCACCCAGCCAGCCGUCAUCACCAAGGACUUCUGCAUGGUCUUCUAUUCCCGCGACGCCAAGCUGCCAGCCUCACGCUCCAUACGCAACCUCUUUGGCAGUGGGAGCCUUCGGGCCUCGGAGAGUAACCGUGUGACCGGCGUGUAUGAGCUCAGCCUGUGCCACGUGGCUGACGCGGGCAGCCCAGGGAUGCAGCGCCGGCGCCGGCGAGUCCUGGACACAUCCGUGGCCUACGUCCGGGGCGAGGAGAACCUGGCGGGCUGGAGGCCCCGGAGCGACAGUCUCAUUCUGGACCACCAGUGGGAGCUGGAGAAGCUGAGCCUCCUGCAGGAGGUGGAGAAGACCAGGCACUACCUGCUCCUGCGGGAGAAGCUGGAGACCACCCAGCGGCCUGUCCCGGAGGCACUGUCCCCGGCCUUCAGCGAGGACUCUGAGUCCCACGGCUCCUCCAGCGCCUCCUCUCCACUCUCGACUGAGGGCCGCCCAUCACCUCUGGAGGCUCCCAACGAGAGACAGCGGGAGCUGGCUGUCAAGUGCUUGCGCCUGCUCACGCACACGUUCAACAGAGAGUACACACACAGCCACGUCUGCGUCAGUGCCAGCGAGAGCAAGCUCUCUGAGAUGUCUGUCACCCUGCUCCGGGACCCGUCGAUGUCCCCUCUAGGGGCAGCCACUCUCACCCCCUCCUCCACUUGCCCCUCUCUGGUUGAAGGGCGGUACGGUGCCACUGACCUGAGGACCCCACAGCCCUGCUCCCGACCAGCCAGCCCAGAGCCUGAGCUGCUGCCAGAGGCCGACUCCAAGAAGCUCCCUUCCCCUGCCCGGGCAGCGGAGGCAGACAAGGAGCCCCAGCGCCUGCUGGUCCCUGACAUCCAGGAGAUCCGAGUCAGCCCGAUCGUCUCCAAGAAGGGUUACCUGCACUUCCUGGAGCCACACACGUCGGGCUGGGCCAGGCGCUUCGUGGUGGUGCGGCGCCCCUACGCUUACAUGUACAACAGCGACAAGGACACCGUGGAGCGGUUCGUGCUCAACCUGGCCACCGCCCAGGUGGAGUACAGCGAAGACCAGCAGGCUAUGCUCAAGACACCCAACACGUUCGCGGUGUGCACGGAACACCGUGGCAUCCUGCUGCAGGCCGCCAGUGACAAGGACAUGCACGACUGGCUGUAUGCCUUCAACCCCCUCCUGGCCGGAACCAUACGGUCCAAGCUCUCCAGAAGGAGGUCUGCCCAGAUGCGGGUCUGAACCCGAGCCCUCCCAUGACAGCCGGCAAGCCCAGCCCAUCCCCACCCUUGUCCUCGUCUGUCCUGUCACCUGCCACCCGGCCCCUCUCCUGCCAGACAGCCCACGACCGGGUCGACCCCCCAGGGGACACCCAUGCCAGGCCCGGGGACCUGUGCCACACGACCAGCUGUGCUCCCAGCAGAGGCCGCGCGUGUCGGUUCUUCUUGCGUAAUGUGCUCUGGUGGAACAAGCUGGGAGGGGCUGGGGGGGGGCCAAGGGCACAGGUCACGGGGUUCUUGCUGCCGUUCUAAUAUUUUUUUAAGCAUAGACAGACUUAUAAUUAAUAUACGUUAGUUAGUGACAUUGAAACGGUCAACUCGGAAAUUAACUAUAAGACUUGUUCUAUUUAUAAGUAUUUAUUUCUAAUGCCUCCACAUAGCCCUGUAAUAUUCAGAUGGAACCCCCAAACACCUCCACCCCGUUUGUUCCCACGUGUGUCUCCCAAACCUGCUAGGGACAGGCAGGGCAGGGCAGGGACACCUUGGAAGUCCACAGUGAGGAGCUGUCUGGACCAGUGGGGCACUUUGGGGCUAGCACACGGGUGCAUCACCUGGGCCCCAGGCUUCUCCACAGCCACAUGGGUCCUGGGUGUAUGUGAGGGAGGGUGGGGGGUCUUCUGGUGCCUGAAGUCUGAGCGGCAUGGAGGGUGGUGUGAGUUCCUCUGGUGGGAGGUAGAACGCACAUCUCUUCUGGGCAACCACCUGAGAUGUGACUCUAAGAAGAGUUCCGGCAGCUUCCCCCGGGAAAGGGUUUGGGGUGACACUCAGCUCUGGCUCUGAGAUGAGGCAGACGGCACCCGGGCUGUGAUCUGUCCUGGGUGGGGACCGGGAGGGAGCAGGGUCGGGAUCACCCGCCAGUGUGCAGACUAUGGGGCUGUGUGCUGUCCGCGGGCCAUCAGGGUAGGGUGAUGGGUUGAGACCAGGAUGUCAGGGAAGGUCGGAAUUCAGGGUGACGGUCUAGGUGUUGAGGGCUGUGGUGCAGCCUCUUCAGCUGCGGUAAGAAAUGGAGUGAGCUCAAGGUAGCUUCUGGGAAGAAAUUUUGCCACUAGCAGGUUCCUUACAAAGACUUUCCUCUCUUUGUUCCCAGGGCAGAGUUUCUGUGAGUCCCACUGAGAAAAUCCAUGGGGUGGGGUGUCCCGAUCGGUGGGUAACGGAGGGCGGCUGGCUCAGCGGUUACUAUCUUUAAGGAGCUCUUCCCUUCUGCAUCUGGAGUGUCCCUUUGUUCUUGUCCCAUUUCACCCCCUCUACAGACACCAGUGUCCCAGGGCCACCCAGGACAGCACGGGGGCCAGUCCCAAGCUGAGAGUCUGUUCAUAGGAGUCAUGUCCAGGGGCCUAGGGAGGUUUUAGGGCCCUCCCCACCUACACCCAGAGGUCGAUUUGGUCUCUUUUUAGCUCAAGGAAAGACAGUAGCCAAGCAACAGAGCCCCUCCUCCGCCAUGGCCCACGGGAGCAGUUACAUCGGGUCUGGUGCUCCAAUGGCCCGUGGGAGCAGUUACGUCAGGUCUCACGCUCCAAUGGCCCAUGGGAGCAGUUAUGUCGGGUCUUGCGCUCCAAUGGCCCACGGGAGCAGUUACGUCGGGUCUCGCGCUCCAAUGGCCCACGGGAGCAGUUACGUCGGGUCUCGCACUCCAGACCUAGGGCCAGGUGUUCUGGCAUCGCCCAGCACUUUCACCAGAUCUGCUUCCUGGAGUGGGGGAGACGCUGCACCCCACUGGCUCCGAGGCUCCUACCCUCCCAGGCUGUCCCCCGUGAUGAUGACAUGAGCCUCAGAGACCCCGAUCCCAUGCCUGGGGAGAGACAGCAGCUCGGGAGUGGGGGAGCAUGGGCCUUCUACACCACAUGGGAAGGUUCUGGUGUGAGAUUUUCCUCUGGGAAGGUUGUUUGGGCCCCUGAAGUUCCACCUCGGAGAGUGGGGUGCAGGGCAGGCGGGCCGGGGCCCACGCUGGCUGCAGUCUCUGUGGCUGCCUGCCUGGGACAGCCUGUUUCGUACCUGGGCUCAGGUGCAGUGUGGCCACCACCGCCCUCAUCCCCUACCUGGGAGGCUCUCCCAGGGGCUAAUGGGGGGUUUCUGUGAGGGAGAAUCAGGGCUCAGGAAGCCACGCCUGGGAAGGCAGGACAUAGGACACAGCAGUUUUCUUUGCAAAUCUCCCAGGUGAGUGAGGAUUUACAUCCCAGAAUAAAAUUCAGAAGCCAGGUGGGCUGUGCUCCCCAUGGGUGUCCUCUGGAGGCAGUGGGCCAAGACGCAGAGAGGAGAGAAUGCAGAACAGCUUCUUGCAGAAGCGCCCGCUCCGGCAUCCAGGGCUGCCUGGAGGCAGGAAGGAGAGGCAGGGGCAGAACACGCUGGUCUGAGAUGAGUCAGAGCCCCACGGGCCCCAGGCAGGCUAGAGGAGGUGCAGGCCCUGCCACGGCCCACUCAGGUCAGCCAGCCUGAGGCUGCGGCCUCCAAAGGGUCUGGGUGCCCCCCAGGUCGCAGGUGUCUGAGGCCAGCCAACCUGCAGAGCACUUGCGGCAUAGGUGGGCUGAGGGGAGGAGCCUGGGAGCUGCCUAAAUUCAGAAGCCUCCACUGCCAUGGAGGCUGCCUGGCUGUGUCCUCUCGGCCAGGUGCCGUCUUGGCCUUGGCUAGGACCCAGGGCCACGCCGCAGCCCUCGUCAACUCCCUCCUUCCAGGCCUGCUCUAAUGAGGAGUGCCUGAGCCAGGGCCCAGAAACCCAGAGCUGAUGGUGAGAGGAGGUCGCCUGAGUCAGGAAACCUGGCUUUUUGAAGUUCUCUCUGCCAGAAACCACCUAGGGAUCACGUUAGCUGAGUUCCUUGAGCUCCCUAAGACUCAGUUUCCACAUCUGUGAGGUGGAGGGCUGGUGUGGAGGUGCUCACGGGGUGCAGUGAUCAGGAGACAGUCAGGCCCAGCGUGGCUGCUGGUUCCUGCUAAGUGGGGAAGGUGAGAUCUGGAAAGCCGCUUCCCUCAGACAGCUUCAUUUAAUGCUUUAUGCUGCCGAGUCUGGGGGCUUGUUUUGGUUUGGGGGCAGCCAUCCUCCACCAGAAAGGGGGAGCUCCUUCUGCUGUGGCUCCAGAUAGAGGGGGAUGCCGGGCUCCAGGCCGACCAGCACUCGGGCUCUGAUGAGACCCGGCAAGUACCCAGGGGUGCCAAGUCCAAGGCCUCCCACUGAGAGUCAGCCCUUGGAAGAUGCCAAUAUUUCAUUCACCGGUUGCACAGGCACAAACUCCCCCACCCAGGACGGCUGUGAUGAGGUGGCCCUCCCUGUUAACCCUGGUCCCUGCAGUCCCCUGCGCCUGGGGCCCUGGUGGGACUGAUGUCACGGGUGUUUGCUGUGCUGCUGCACUGGUCCUAUGCCAGCCUCCCCCGUGUGGGGACCACGGAAGGCGCACUCCCUCACCCCUGGGGCCGGGCCGUGCAGCCCCCCAGAUGGACAGCAGCUGUGGUGACCUGCGUUUCUCCCUGGGCCUGUGCUUCCUGUAGUUAGUCCGUCCCCUGGUUCCCCUGUGGCUCAGAGGCCGCGUCCCUGGCUUGUACAUAUGUGAUUGCUGUGGGCACACCCCAGACCCCAUAUCAUAGCUGCCGUCCCGACGUCACGACGCUCGUCCCGAUGUCUUACACCCGAGUGUUAGCCUUAGGUUCCUGUACUGUGUGUGCACUUGAGGCUCUGUCCAAUUAAGAAAUAAACGUGGCUCUUACCGACACUCC
This is a messenger RNA of Macaca mulatta (Rhesus monkey), 9426 nucleotides long. The record is from RefSeq and is a predicted model, not a curated record. NCBI's taxonomy places the organism in Eukaryota, Metazoa, Chordata, Mammalia, Primates, Cercopithecidae.